This is a messenger RNA of Cryptomeria japonica (Japanese cedar), 10719 nucleotides long. RefSeq lists its product as uncharacterized. The transcript has 25 exons. Lineage: Eukaryota; Viridiplantae; Streptophyta; Pinopsida; Cupressales; Cupressaceae. The coding region runs from base 275 to 10570 and encodes 3431 amino acids. The record is from RefSeq and is a predicted model, not a curated record. Gene Ontology annotation, cellular component: cytoplasm.
UUUUCCCUAUCCAUUUAAAAAUAAAAAUUCUUUAAUUCGCCCGCCUAUGUCGGCGAAAUGUUAAACAACGUCCGGAUGCCAAAUUUCGUGAAACGAUUGCACGAUUAAAGAUUAUUUCAAAAUGAAUUGGCAGCAUAUUUCUCCGAAUCUGCGAAUUCUUUGAUCAUUUAAGCUUGCUACUCUGGCGUUGGCCGAAACCCUAACCAGAUAUUUGGAAUAUUGACGGUGUAUACGCUCAAUUUUGUAAGACAUCCUCUGGUUAUAGCUAGGCACAAUGGACUGUGUUUCUGGUGCCGAGGACAGAGAGUCUUUGCCCAUACUACAGGUGAAUAGUUGGGGUCCAGUGCAGCUAGACCUGACAGAGGUUAAAGAGGCUUCCCUCUCACCCGGAAGAGAUUUUUUGCUUUUGCUUUCCCACAAUUGUGAGGCUUUGCUUCUUCCCCUUCAGAAUGAUCUUCGAAAGCAGGCUUUGACUGCUAGUUUGUCUUCAUUGCCAGUUUCUCCACAACAGCCUGCUUCACCAAAGGACCAUAGCCAAGAUUCAGCUGAGCCAAAAUUCUAUACACCUCUUAGCUCAAAAGCAAGGAGGUUUUCUAGCCCUAAUUCUUUGUCCAUGUGCACUCCUGAAGGCACAGAUAUACUGCAAUCUACACCAUUUUAUACUCCAGCAUAUACUUCUUUUAGAAACUGUAAUCAAGCACAUGACAUGCCAUCAUAUAAUCAAUAUGUGACUCCUGAAAUGCACCCUUCCUCUUCCUAUAUGGAACCUUCAUCAACUGGCAGAGAGAGCCCUUCAUGUUCAACUUCCAGCCGUUUUCCUUGUAUCUCUGAUGUCAGAUCAUCAGCUUGGGGAUGCCCAGGUGAUGAAUGCACCGGAAAUGAAUAUGGUGGGAACUUUAAACAGCUUCUUUUUGUGUCAGGUAAGCGUGGGCUCAUAGUUCAUGCUUUCUGUAGUGAUGAAUUAGAGUAUGGCAGGACAAGUAUGGGGCUGAAUGCCUCAAGAGAAGCAGGUGGGAAGGAGCCAGCUGACAUAAGGAAUGCAUCAGGAAGGUUAGUAAAUUGGGGACCUGCUGGUGUUUUGGAUGAUUGUUUUGCAGAUGUGGCUCAUUCAAGUGAACAAAGCAAUACGUACAAUAGAAGUGGGUUUCAGGAACAAAUCAAUAUCACUGGUGAAGUUGGAGGAAGGGGUAAUGAGAAAACAUCAGGGACUGAAGAUUCUAGUAGAAAUUCUACCUCAAAGAGAUGGUUGGAGUCUUUUCUUAUAGAUAUGGAGAUGGAGGAAUCUGGAGGCAAUAUUAAUGCUAAGUUUCCAAUGAAGUCUUCAAUCCCUUCUUCAGCCAAGGUGGUCUCUUUCUAUAUUUCUUGUACAUCUUCGGCAUUUUUGCAUUUUAUUAGGUCUGGAGGGAAAGCAUUGCCUCAUGCUACAGAUGAUCCUGGGUUAAAUUCUAUCAUAAAAAAGGAACAGGAGAGCAGGGAAAUGAAUCAAUCGUUAACCACUGGUUCAGUUCAACCACUUGACUCUUGGUCUGGGGAUAAGAAUUGUUCUGGUGUUGUUUCAGAGAAAUUUUCUUCGACUGAUAGGAACAAUGGUCUUAAAAUCACAUAUGAAUUUUCCAAGCUAUUUUCAAGCCCUUCUCAUAGAGUUGUUGGGAUGGUUUUGACAGGGCAGGGUUGUAUAUCUGAAGCAGUUGAAAAGUGUUCUUCUAAACCUGAAGUUGAGCUUUUUCUUUUAGUUGCAAUGGUACAUGAAUGGGGGAUAAGCUGGACAUGCUCAGUAGAUCUUCAAAAUUUGGCGUUAAGCUUAAUGCCAGACAGCUGUUGGUCAGCAUUUCAGUUAUCCGAGGAUGUUCUUUUUGGCCUUAAGGAAUCGGGCAAUAUUUUCAUGUGGGCUGCAAUGACUGGUCAAUUUGUUGGCUAUAUUGAUGUCAUGUAUCACUGUGGAUUAGAUUUGGGACCACAUACUCAUAUGGAAGAAGGGCCUGGGCAAGUAAAUAAUUCGCCAGAGGAUGAAAUUGAACAAAGUGGAACGAGCAGGGUAGAAAAACAAUCUGGCUGUGAAACGGGUACAAAAUUGCUGAAUUUGCAAAAAAGUGAGAAAGUCAGACCUGGGUAUUGCUUCAGAGGGUUGUCGGUGACAGCAAACUCAUUGCUGAUUGCUGCUACUGACAAGCAUGGAUUGGUUUAUGUGAUCUCUACAGAUGAAUAUUUUGCAGGCUCUGAAGGAGUUUCUGAUAAAUCCAGAUCAUUAUCUGAACCUCUAAAUUUUUCUGAUCUCAGUGUUCUCUCUUGCUGGGAAGUAGCAGGCUCUAGUAUUGGGAGUCAAAAAAAGUGCAGCGAUCUUCCAAAUCGCUACUGGCUCAAGUCUUUUACUGAUGGAAAAGGAAAAGACAUUCACUGUAGUGAAGAAAUUGCUUCAAGGAGUAACCGAGCUGCAUGUUCUAAGCCUGCAGCUAUUCAAGUCUCUCCUGAUUCCAGUGGGUUUGUGAGCAAUUUACAUAGAAAGGAUAGGCUUAUAUUUUCUGAAGGAAAAAAUGUACAAGCUUUACGUAGAGUUUUUCUUCCCUCAGAACAGUCUGACUCAGAUGCUAUUAUUUCUUUGGGUCCCUAUGGAGUCACGAAGCUUGUUCACACCAGCAAUUUGAAGACAGCCAUGAAGGAGUUCAAAGUUGUCCAUGCUUCACUACGUCUAGCUGGCGUCAUUCUUGAGGAUAGAGACUUGGAUGCUAAUCAUAAAUUCACAGGUUCCAGAUACAUGGGAAAGGAAAAAAGGUUUCUGGGAGAAGUUAUUGGUUUUUGUUCCGAAGGAUGUCUAUACAUGGUCUCACAAUCUGCACUUCAUGUUGUCUUACCUCCACUUUCAGUUUCCCCAAGUGUCCCAAGAUCUUCACCUCGAGGACAAUUGCUGUCUAGAGGCAUUGAUGUCUUCGAUUUUUCUACUCAGUAUGGAAUUCCACUUUCUGUUGAUUGCAAAGGGGUACCAUAUCAACCAUGGCAAAUUGAAGUACUAGACAGGGCUCUUGUGUUUGAUGGCCUCAAAGAAGCUGAACACCUAUCAGCAGAGAAUGGAUGGAGCCUUAAGACAACAAGGUUACGUCGACUUCAACUAGCAUUGGAUUAUUUGCAAUGUGAUGACAUUGAAAGGGCUUUGGAGGCACUUGCUGCUGUAAAUGCUGCAGAAGAAGGUGUUCUUCAAGUUCUUUUUACUGCUGUUGAACAGGUGCUUAGUAAAAUUGGUGGUGAUAAUGAAAUUGCACAAGCAUCACGGCUUUUGGCUUUAGCUGCCCAGUUUGCUACGAAAAUGGUAGGUUGCUAUGGAAGAUUGAAGUGGAAACGGCACACUCAUCAGUUUGAGAUUCGCAAUGUGCAAGCUGCAAACUUUAUGGAGUCACCAUCUUUACUAAAUAGUAGGUUCAAUGAUGCAAACAUUUCAGGCAAGCUUUGUGAAAUGGCUGGUCUUUUAGAGGUUAUCAGAAAUCUACAACGUCGUGUGAAUGGAAAGCGAAAAAGGUCAAUCCAAGGAAUGGAAGUUGGAGAUGAAAUGUCAUCUGUGCAUUCUGGACCUCAAAAUAGUGUUGCGUUAUCUGAUUCACGUGAAGACAACCUUGUAGGUGGAGUCUCAAUUAAGGUAGCAGGUGUGCUUGGUAGUGAGAUCAUUGAUGAGGGCCAGGGUAUCAAAAAAGUGCUGGCUUCAAAUGGAUCAGACCAGCUUGCAUUGUCACCAUUAGGUAACUUCAUAUCCAUGACUGGAUAUUUGAAUUCAGGGAGUUUCAGUGAGCUUUCUGUCAGCACAUCACCCAUUGAUGUAAGGAAUAAGCAACUUCUUCCACUUGAGAACCCCAAAGAUAUGGUCAGGCGGUGGGAGGUGGAGCAAGUAGAUUUAACUAAUGUUGUUAAGGAAGCUCUGCAAUCUGGGCGGUUGCCCUUAGCAGUUCUUCAGCUUCAUCGGUUGCAUUCCAGAGAUUUAUCAAAGCAAAGAGAGCCUUAUGAUGUUUCUAAGGAGGUGCAAGAAGUUGGAAAAACUAUUGUAUAUGACUUGUUUUGUGAGGGAAAGACAGCUCUAGCCAUAGCUGCAUUGCACAGGCUUGGAGAAGAUGUUGAAGCCAAUCUUAGAGAGUUGGCAUUUGGUACUGUAAGACGGUCUCUUCGCUCUCAAGUUACCCAGGAACUGAAAAAGCACAGCUGUUUGAGAUCUCGUGAUGUUAAGAUUUUGGAGAGAGUAUUACUUCUUGAGAGAUUGUAUCCAAGUGGUAGCUUUUGGAGCACAUAUGCUGCACGUCGAAGGCCUCUGCUUGUAAAUAAUGUGGUGGAAACCUUAGUGGAGGAGUCUAAGUUGAAGCUGAUUUGCACAUGGGGACCAUUUAGGGAUUAUGCAAUUGAAUGUGGAGACAUAGAUGGAGUUGUUAUAGGUUCAUGGAGCUCCCUCAGCAGUGAAGAAGGUUUCUUGUCUGCACAGACUGAAGAUAGUGCUAGUGCUGGAUAUUGGGCAGGUGCAGCUGUCUGGUUAGAUGCCUGGGAUCAACGAACAGUCGAUCGUGUAAUUUUGGAUCAACCUUUCUUCAUGGGAGUGCACAUAUCAUGGGAGGCACAGUUUGAGUAUUUCAUUGCUCACAAUGAUUGGGAGGAGGUUUCAAAACUCCUUGACAUCAUUCCUCCAUCUGUCUUGAAAGAAGGCACGCUGCAUAUUCAAUUGGAUUUUGAAGAUUCAUAUAUGACAUCGUCAUUCAAGAAAGUAAAUGGAACUGAACAUUUUAGUCUUGCUCAUUCUAUGCAAGAAUUGGAUGUAGUAGAGAUGGUGUUACCAGAAAUUAAACUUCUAAGGUUUUCUCUCGGACAUGGAUGUGCAAUGUCAAUGAGAAAGUUGAUAGAGGAAAAGUUGGCAGAGAACUUCAUUUUUCUGCAGGAUUAUUGGAAAGGUACACAAGAGAUCAUAUCAUUACUUGCAUCUGCAGGCCUUAUAUUUAACAUGUCCAAAAAGUUCCCAUCUACAGAUGUGGAUUUAGAAUUUUCAGAUUUAGAAUUUUCAGAUAUUCAAUAUGGAAAACUGCAGAAGGACACAGUCCAGGCAGUUCACAAACUUGUUUUGCAUCAUUGCAUAAAGCAUGAUUUGCCACAUCUUUUGGACUUUUACCUGGAUAGUCACUCAUUGGCCCUUGACAAUACGUCUUUAUCUUUAAUGCAAGCAGUUGCGGGAGAUUGCCACUGGGCACAGUGGUUGCUUUUGUCAAGGAUAAAGGGAUUUGAAUACGAUGCAUCUUUUUCCAAUGCACGAUCAAAUCUCUCACGAAAUGUAACUCCUGGUAGAAAGCUUGAACUUCCUGAAAUUGAAGAUCUUAUACCUACCGUAGACGACAUGGCUGAGGGAGGAUGGGAGAAGGCUGCCCUUGCAACUUUAAUGUAUGCUCCAGUUCCCCUGCAGAGAUGUUUGUGCAGUGGAAGUGUAAACAGGCAUCGCAGGACUUCAUGGCAAUGCACUGUUGAGAACCUUCGUCCAGCUCUGCAAAUUUUUCCCACACUCUGGCGUUCGUUACUAGCAGUUUGCUUUGGUCAAGAAGCAUGCAGUAUCCCCUUAAGUCCAACUGCAAAGAGUGUUAGUUUAUCAGUGCGUAAAUCUGGUCUCUUUGAGUACUCAAAUUGGCGGGAUGGCCUAUUUUCAUCAGCUGGUGGUGAUACGUCACUGUUACAGAUGGUUCCUCGCUGGUUUCCCAAGGCUGUCAGGAGAUUGCUUCAGCUCUCUAUGCAGGGACCUGUUGGAGGCCGCACAGCUGCAGUUAAUACAACAGUUUCAGAGGCAUUCGAAGGUGGGAGGACAAAUCGAGUUCCUGAUGUUGAAGGAGCUGAGGAGGUUGAUGCGCUUUCAUGGGAAGUAGCACUUCAGAAAAACAUUGAAGAGGAAUUAUAUGCAUCAUCAUUUGAAGAGGGUAACUUUGGAGUGGAACAUCACUUGCACAGGGGACGCGCACUAGCAGCUUUCAAUUUUCUCAUUGGAAAUCGAGCACAGAAAUUGAAUUCACUGGGGCAUGUCCAAGAGCAAAUUGGGAAGUCUUCACGAGGUCAAUCACAAGCGUCCUCUGAGAUUCAGGUGUUGCUUUCACAGUUGACUCAGAGUGAAGAGAAGCUUCUUAUUUCUGUAAUACCACUUGCUAUUAUGCAUUUUGAGAAUAAUGCUUUGGUGGCAUCAUGUGCCUUCCUUUUAGAGCUUUGUGGAUUAUCUGCUAAUACACUUCGUGUGGAUGUUGCUUCUUUAUGUCGGAUAUCCUCAUUCUACCACAGCCUUGGGUUGAACGAACAUUCCACUCUGUCUAAAUCUCAUGAUGUCACACGAUUUUCUAGUUCUUUUGAAGAUCAUGUUGCAACUUCUCUUGCUCGUGCAUUAGCAGAUGAAUACAUGGAUGCUGGUUUGGGAAUCCUAGUAGAAAGGCAUGCAGAUUCUUCUCUUAAGGAAUUAACCAAUCACAGGCUCUCGAGGGCCCUCAAGGCUGUCCUCCAGCAUCUGGAAAAGUCAAGCCUUCCAGAAGCAGUUAAUGGUCAGUCUCCUGGAUCAUGGCUUCUCACUGGUGAAGGUGAUGGGCCUCAAUUACGUGCUCAGCAACGAGCUGCAAGUGAGCGCUGGUCUCUAGUUACAACUUUCUGCCAGAUGCAUCACAUUCCCAUAAGCACCUUGUAUCUUUCAACCCUUGCAAGAGACAAUGAUUGGGUUGGCUUCCUUGCAGAGGCUCAGUUGGAGGGUUGCUCAAUUGAUGUAGUAAUCUCAGUGGCUUCAAAAGAGUUUACUGAUACACGGUUGAAGAGCCAUAUCUUAACAGUUUUAAAAGGUAUGCAGUCAUCGAGGCAAAAGGUAAAUUCAGUGGCAAAUUUAGCAUCAUCAAUGACAGAUCUUCAACUUGUUGGCACUUCUAGCUCACAUGCAAUGAUGCCUACUGAGCUUUUUGGACUAGUAGCAGAAUAUGAGAAACAAAAAUGCCCUGGAAAAGAACUUUUGGUUAAAGCCAAGGACUUGCGGUGGCCUCUGUUGGCUAUAAUUGCUUCCUGUUUCCCGGAUGUUUCUCCAUUAUCAUGUCUAACUGUUUGGUUGGAGAUAACAGCUGCAAGGGAAACUUCUGCAAUAAAAGUCAAUGAUGUUGCAGCACAGAUUGCUAAUAGUGUCGGCACUGCUGUGGAAGCAACUAAUUCCUUGCCUAGUAACAGUAGAGCCCUUUCUUUCCGAUACAAUAGAAAGAAUCCUAAAAGGAGAAGAUUAAUGGAACAGUUAAGCACAGCAAAUGCUUCAGAGAGUAAUCUUGGCAGCACUAGCCUAAAUCCAUCCAGACACCUUGACACCUCUUCCACUUCGAUGUCUCAAGGUCAAAAAAGAGUCUCUGAGGUGGAACAGAAGCAAUCCACUGAAUGCUUGAUAGUUGUAAAUGAUGGAAGGGAAGAACACGAAUCACUAACAAAAAUGGUUGCUGUGCUAUGUGAACAACAGCUAUUCCUUCCGCUGCUUAAGGCUUUUGAUCUGUUCAUACCAUCAUGUUCUUUGCUGCCAUUUGUUCGAUUUCUUCAGGCAUUUUCACAGAUGAGGCUUUCUGAGGCCUCUGCACAUUUAGCUUCUUUUUCUAACCGGCUUAAAGAGGAAAUUCUACAAGCACAGGCUACUUCUUCAAAGAGUAAUAAGAUUGCAACCACAUGGAUAACAUCAGCUGCAAUCAAAGCUGCAGAUGUUAUGCUUUCUACUUGUCCAUCAGCAUAUGAACGGCGAUGCCUUUUACAACUUCUAGCUGCAGCUGACUUUGGAGAUGGGGGUUCAGCCUCGGCACGUUUCCGCCGCUUUUAUUGGAAAAUUCAGUUAGCUGAUCCUGCUUUGCGACAAGGUGCAGAUUUACUUUUAGAUACUCCUGAUUUAGAUGAUGGUGCUCUUUUAACAGCAUUAGAGAAGGAUGGACAUUGGGAAGAAGCCCGAAGCUGGGCAAGGCAGCUGGAACUGAGUGGUCCUGAGUGGAAAUCCGCAGUUCAUCAUGUGACAGAAACACAGGCUGAAGCAAUGGUAGCAGAGUGGAAAGAGUUUCUAUGGGAUGUGCCAGGAGAACAGGCUGCUCUGUGGAGCCACUGCCAAUCUCUAUUUACUGAACAUUCAUUUCCUCCUUUGCAGGCUGGUAUGUUUUUUCUGAAGCAUGCAGAGGCUAUAGAGAAAGAUGUUCCAGCUGUAGAAGUGCAUGGAAUGCUUCUUCUUGCGCUGCAGUGGUUAAGUGGAAGCAUGAAUAAGUCAAAUCCGGUUUAUCCUUUACAUUUGCUACGGGAGAUAGAAACUAGAGUUUGGCUUCUAGCUGUGGAAUCAGAGGUGGAGAUAAAGAAUGGAAAGGGCAUUUUUCAGGUUUCUUUUAUUCCAAAUGUUUCUUCAAGAUCAAGCCAAGAGAACAUCAUGGGAAACAAUGUCAGUGUCAUUGAUCACACUGCAAAUAUUAUUGCCAAAAUGGAUAGUCAUUUAAAUGCUAUCAGAGAAAGAUUUGGAGAUCAAAUUGACGAAAAAGAAUUGAGUAAGGUACAAAGUCGUAGCCCACAAAUACCAGAUGCUAGCCUCCCAAGUGGGCCUACUAGUAGCUCAAAACUAAAACGAAGGAACAAAGGACAUGUGCAUCCUAAGAGAACCCUAGUGGACAACACAGAAAAAAUCCAAAGUGAAACAGAAGAUAAUCUACCUUCUUCUACAGCUCUUCUAAGAAGCAAUGAACAUGGAGAAGUCUUUCCACUUUUGGAGGAAAACAUUAAGCUAGAAGCAACUGUUGCAGGAUGGGAAGAAAAGGUUGGAGUAGCAGAACUUGAAAGGUCUGUUUUAGCUCUCCUAGAAGUUGGUCAAAUUGCUGCAGCAAAGCAGCUUCAGCAGAAGCUUUCACCAACACAUGUGCCUUCAGAGCUUUUACUUGUAGAGGAAGCUCUCAAAGUAGCUGAGAUAUCCAAUCCUAAUAUACAGGGAUCAAUUUCACUGUCAAUGGCUGAGCCAUCAGCAUUUGCAUUAUUGCAAUCUUUGAAUCUGAUAGAAGACAUCAAUAUUGCUACACCUUUACAGGUAUUAGAAGCUAUAGCAACUAAAUGCCGUGAAGGAUGUGGAAGGGGUUUGUGUAAUAGAAUCCUUGCAGUGGUAAAGAUUGCCAAUUUUCUGGAGCUGUCUUUUUCUGAAGCAUUCCAAAAGCAGCCAAUUGAACUCUUACAGCUUCUUUCCCUCAAAGCCCAAGAUUCUCUUGACGAAGCUAGACUUCUAGUUGAUACACACUCAAUGCCUGCAGCAAGUAUUGCCCGUAUACUUGCAGAAUCAUUUCUAAAGGGCCUUUUGGCAGCACACCGUGGUGGAUAUACAGAAUCUUCACAGAGGGAGGAAGGGCCUGCUCCUCUUUUAUGGAGAGCCUCUGAUUUUUUAAGGUGGGCAGAAUUGUGCCCAUCUGAGCCAGAAGUUGGGCAUGCGCUGAUGCGACUGGUCAUAACUGGUCAUGAUAUGCCUCAUGCGUGUGAGGUUGAGCUGCUUAUUCUAGCCCAUCAUUUCUACAAGUCCUCUGCAUGCCUUGAUGGAGUAGACGUCCUUGUGGCACUUGCAGCAACUCGUGUUGAAUCGUAUGUUGCAGAAGGGGACUUCUCAUGCUUGGCUCGUUUGGUAACAGGAGUCAGCAACUUCCAUGCUUUGUAUUUCAUGUUAGAUAUUCUCAUAGAAAAUGGUCAACUUGAGCUGCUCCUUCAAAAGUAUGCAGUUGCAGAUGCGACAACAGAAUCAGCAAAAGCUAUCCAAGGGUUCCGGAUGACAAUCCUUUCAGCACUGAAACAUUUCAAUCCUGAUGAUCUUGAUGCAUUUGCCAUGGUCUAUAAUCAUUUUGACAUGAAACAUGAAAUGUCAGCUCUUUUGGAAUUACGGGCCCGUAAAGCCUUGGAUCAGUGGCUUCAGCAGGAUGAUAAAGAACAUAGUGAAGAAUUACUAGAAAUGAUGGGUUUCUAUGUAGAAGCAGCUGAUGUUUACUCAAGCAUAGAUGCAGGAAACAAAACAAGACGGUCUUGUGCACAAGCAUCAUUGGUUUCUCUCCAAAUACGAAUGCCAGACACCAAGUGGCUUAAUCUUACUGAAACAAAUGCACGGAGACUUCUUGUUGAACAGUCUCGGUUCCAGGAAGCACUAAUUGUGGCAGAGGCAUAUAAUUUGAACCAAUCAGGAGAAUGGGUCCCAGUAUUAUGGAAUCAAAUGCUAAGGUCAGAUUUAAUAGACCAGUUCUUGGCCGAAUUUGUAGCUGCACUUCCACUUCCACCAAACGCAUUUAUGGAACUUGCACGGUUUUAUCGAGCAGAAGUUACGGCCAGAGGUGACCAGUCACAAUUCUCCACAUGGCUAAAUUCUGGAGGCUUGCCACUUGAGUGGGCAAAGCAUUUAGGAAAGUCAUUUAGAAGUCUUCUCAGACAAACACGUGACGUUAGACUUCGUAUUCAGCUUGCAACAACAGCAACUGGUUUUCCAGAUAUUAUUGAGAAAUGUAUACAAAUAUUGGAUAGGGUGCCAGAAACUGCAGGUCCUCUUAUCCUGCGGAAAGGACAUGGUGGGGCAUAUCUUCCCCUCAUGUAGAAUUAUAACUUUCAGAUAGUGUGGCCAAUUGUUUCAUUCAUGAUUGGAUACAGCAGAAACUCAGAUUGUUUUGAAAUGCCUAUCAAAUUCUGUUCACCCACAAUUGUAGCAUUGAUCUUCUUGAGAUGUAUAGUAUCUUUGUCCCAUCA